This is a messenger RNA of Onychostruthus taczanowskii (white-rumped snowfinch), 2961 nucleotides long. It is a transcript of the gene PRKAB2, whose product is annotated as protein kinase AMP-activated non-catalytic subunit beta 2. Gene Ontology annotation, molecular function: protein kinase binding. The record is from RefSeq and is a predicted model, not a curated record. Gene Ontology annotation, cellular component: cytoplasm; nucleus; nucleotide-activated protein kinase complex. The transcript is spliced from 8 exons. Gene Ontology annotation, biological process: signal transduction. Bases 1334 to 2158 code for a protein of 274 amino acids. NCBI's taxonomy places the organism in Eukaryota, Metazoa, Chordata, Aves, Passeriformes, Passeridae.
CGUGCGCCUCUGCGGGAGGCGGUGGGUGAGGCGUGGCUGCGCGUCCCCGCGGUGUAGCGGCGUCCGGACCCCGCAGCGGUGCCGACCCCGUCUGGCAGCCCCUCGGGAGGGCCCGGCCCUGCCGGUGUGUCCCGCUCUUCCCUCGGGCCAGGGCAGAGCCGCGGGUGCCCGGGGGCCGAGCCCGCCGUGACAGCCCCGCCACCGCCCCCGCCGAGCAGAGCCCGAGCCCCAGCCCCAGCCCCAGCCCCAGCCCCAGCCCUGCCCGCUCGGAGGGAGAUUUUCCGCCCCCGCUUUCCCAGCUCAUCCCCUUAACCUUACGGCGAGCUCAGGGCUCGGCUCUGGUUCCGUCUCCAAAGAGGGAGGGUCCGGGCGGAUCGGGCUCCCCCGGGCCACCCCAGCACCGGGCUGACACGCCCGGCGAGGUGCUGGACCCCAUUCCUCGCUGAAAGCCCCUGGGAAUGCCUGCCAGUGCUCCCGGUGCUGCUGGACAGACCCCGUCCCUCUGCAGAAGCCCCUUCGGGCUGCCUGCCAGUGCUUCCCAGCGCGGUCUCUGGCCGGGUGGGAGAUGCAGCAAGCGUGGCACAUCCCGGGGAGGGGAAUGGGUGUAAUUCGCUUGUCAUUUUUCACAUGAGAAGCUGGGGCUGGCGCGGAACCGAAGGUGAUGGGGCAGGCAGGCAGCCACCUUGCUGUGGGCUGCGGCUGGCAGGGGCUUGCUGCCAGACUGAGAGUGGAUGUGCUGAGAUGCCGUGGAGCUUUGCUGGGGCUGUGUUGUGGGCAGCAUUUCCAUCCAUGACUUGGGUGUACCUGUGUCACACCAUCUCCCAGUGCUACUAGGGCUAGCCUGGAUGCAGGAGGGUUUGAGCUGUGAAAGUUAAUUCAGCAAAGCCAGGUGUUGCAGGCUGUGCACAAAGACCUGUCCUGGCACAGGCCGGGUGCCUGUGUGUGUGAUGCAGGGAACUCAGAUGGCACACGCCAGGCAGGAGCUACAGCCUGGGAUGAGCCUCAGGGAGUGUUUGGAGAGCAUGAGCUGUAAGGGACAGAGGGACUGGAAUUUUUUAAGAGAAGAGAAAGGGAAGCUUCACACCUGUUAACACCUGCACGUAUCUCCCAGGUCUGUCCUGCUACAAGGGAAGUUCAGCCUUUCCCACCUUCCUCCCUGCAGAUGAGAAGCAAGGGAGCCUUAGUGAAGAUACUGGAGAGGAAACUCCUCAACAGCAGGUCUGGGGCAGUUUUUGUGAGGAGCUGUCUGAGCCUCUGCAGAGCAGAGGGGGAAGAUGUCAGAGCAAGAGGUGUAGCUCAUUUGACCUGGAUCUUCAGGGGCUGCUGAGCUGCCAUGGGGAACACCACCAGCGAGCGGGUGUCUGGGGAGCGCCAUGGCUCCAAGUCCCACCGCUCGGACGGCUCCGGUGCCUCCCACCCCGCCAAGGAGCACCCGCACAAGAUCAUGGUGGGCAGCACCGACGACCCCAGCGUUUUCAGCUCCCAUGACUCCAAGAUUCCUGGGGACAAGGAGUUUGUGUCAUGGCAGCCAGAUCUGGAGGAGUCAGUGAAGCCAUCCCAACAGGCUCGUCCAACUGUCAUACGCUGGGCUGAUGGAGGCAAGGAGGUCUUCAUCUCCGGAUCCUUCAACAACUGGAGCACCAAGAUCCCACUCAUCAAGAGCCACAAUGAUUUCGUUGCUAUCCUGGACCUUCCAGAAGGGGAGCACCAGUACAAAUUUUUUGUGGAUGGCCAGUGGGUACACGAUCCAUCUGAGCCUGUGGUUACCAGCCAGAUGGGGACAAUAAACAACCUCAUCCACGUCAAGAAGUCUGACUUCGAGGUGUUUGAUGCGUUGAAGGUGGAUUCCCUGGAAAGCUCAGAAACCUCAGGUCGGGAUUUGUCCAGCUCCCCACCGGGACCUUAUGGCCAGGAGAUGUACGUAUACCGGCCCGAGGAGCGCUUCAAAUCCCCACCCAUCCUCCCACCUCACCUCCUCCAGGUCAUCCUCAACAAGGACACCAACAUCUCGUGCGACCCAGCGCUGCUGCCCGAGCCCAACCACGUCAUGCUCAAUCACCUCUACGCGCUCUCCAUCAAGGACGGCGUGAUGGUGCUCAGUGCCACACACCGCUACAAGAAGAAGUACGUCACCACGCUGCUGUACAAGCCCAUCUGAGCCGGGGCCUCACACGCUCCCCACGCAGGACACCAAAUGCCGCUUGUCUGCACACACUGGGCCGCGGGACUGUGUGACAACUAGCCACUGGCUCCAGCCUCCAACCUGGCAGGGACACGGGCCCCGGCAACAAGCUCAGGGCCACUGGGGCCUGUGACGCUGUCCCAUCCUACCGGUGUGGUUCAGCCUUUGGUUUCCACCCACCUGCAGCUUCCCUUGGCUUCUGUGAGUCUCUGGGACCACUUUGCUGCUCACCAGACCAGCCCUUCCUCACGCCCAACACGAAAAGGGCUUCACCCUGCCUGUCUCCUCCAGCCUGUGAGGGCCUCAAGGUGGUCCUGGCACUGCACCCCAUCCAGGCUCCAGGAACACAUCCUGUUCUUCUGAAGGUUGUGCUGCUGCCCUGGUGCUGAAUCUCCAAUGCCACCUUGUCUGCUAGGGACUCUGUGACACUCCAGCCUGACACCUGCCCCCUGUUCCACAGCCCUGGCUGUGGGGCUGCCCCCCCAGCUUUUUUGAACCUCUGCGAGGUUCAGCGUCGAGCCAGCAUGAUGGACGGUACAUCUGGACACAGCCACUCUUACCUGCUGCUGUGAGAGCACCAUCAAGGACUGCAACGCCCUGUCCCCAACAUCAGCUGCUGCUGUGGGACAGGGCUGACUUUGUCACAGCCAGAGGGGCACCGGCACAUGCCCUGGAAAAGCAGAGCCGGGCAGGCACUCCAGGACCCUGGCUGCACCGCCUGCUGCCGCAGCAGUGCCGUGGGACAGGGGGUUCUCUAUUUAUUACAGUAUUUAUUGUUC